This is a messenger RNA of Mycotypha africana, 423 nucleotides long. RefSeq lists its product as uncharacterized. The record is from RefSeq and is a predicted model, not a curated record. NCBI's taxonomy places the organism in Eukaryota, Fungi, Mucoromycota, Mucoromycetes, Mucorales, Mycotyphaceae. The transcript has a single exon. The coding region runs from base 1 to 423 and encodes 140 amino acids.
AUGUUUUCGAGGUUAAUCAACUCUAUUCGUGAGCAAUUCGCAGCACGCCAUACCCAUCUUCCCGACAGAAAUAUUGGCGCUGAUGCUUCAAAUAGUGACAAUGAUAAAAUGAUCGAUAAUGACACAUCUUCCUUCAAACAACGGAGUAGAAGCUCCUCUGUUACCGAAGAAUUACAAAGAAGAAGCAGCAUUGGUAGCAAUAGUAUUUUUACAAAUAAUGACGAAGGCGCGGGUGGUUUAAGCAAAUAUACCACCGCACAGUCUGUACCUAUUCCACGAAAAAACUCCAUAACAUCUGGAACAGCAGGUCUUGGUAAAAGCGGAAAUGGCAACAGUGGCCGUAGAAUGUCAACUAAUCUUUGCAGUGGCAGUGCGUAUGACGAUUAUGUCCAAAAAGACCUUAUGUCGAGCUCUUGGACGUAA